Lampris incognitus (smalleye Pacific opah) is the source of this 1644-nucleotide messenger RNA. RefSeq names its product L-threonine ammonia-lyase. Lineage: Eukaryota; Metazoa; Chordata; Actinopteri; Lampriformes; Lampridae. Gene Ontology annotation, biological process: L-serine catabolic process; L-threonine catabolic process. The transcript has 11 exons. Gene Ontology annotation, molecular function: L-serine ammonia-lyase activity; threonine deaminase activity. Bases 1 to 1644 code for a protein of 547 amino acids. The record is from RefSeq and is a predicted model, not a curated record.
AUGAACUUUGCCGCUCAGUUUUUCUAUUCAAGCUACUUGAGUGAGCGAUUGGAGCGUCUGUAUUCUCCGAAGCCGGCACUCAGAGACAGCGAGGAGAAUGACCCCUUCUGGCAGAGAGAGGAGCUGCGUCUGGGCCCCAGUCAGCCGGGCUCCUCUUAUAAGGCCUUCCCGGUCAGUAACGGCUCAGUGGGCCGCAGAUCCACCCUCAUUGAACCGGAGCGACUGAAGGACUUUGGGGAAGAGGAGCUUUUCAACGGGGAUGUGAAAAUGUGGGAGACCAAUGUGGUGGAGACCCCCAAGAUGCAUUGCAUGGAGCCACCCAAGACCAGAAGGGUCAGCGAGUUCAAGGCAACGGCCAAAUCCCCACAGCCCGACUACCUCCGCUUUGAGGACAUCAGCGCUGCGGCCUUCAAAAUCCAGUCAGGGAUACAGAAGACACCCUGCACGUACUCCAGGCUGUCCAAACAGUACGGUAUGGAGAUCUACCUAAAGAAGGAGCAGCUCCAGUACACAGGCUCUGUGAAGGAGAGAGGAGUGAUGUACCUGCUAACCUCACUGACACAGGAGCAGCAGAGGAAGGGGGUGAUCGUGGCCACGGACUGUAACUUCUCCAUGGCUGUGGCCCACCACACAGUGGAGCUGAAGAUCCCAGUGUUUGUCAUCAUGCCUGCCUGCUGCUCCUCACCCCGCCUCAGGAUCUACAGGGACUACGGCGCCAUGGUCAUCUCCUAUGGCAGCACUGCCCGGGACUCCCAGAAGCACGCACGACACCUGGCCGAGGAGAAUGGAUACCUCUUCCUGGAGGAAAAUGACAGUGCGGUGUACCUGGCAGGACUGGGCACGGUGGGAAUGGAGAUUUAUGAGCAGGUGCCCAAGGUAGAUGCAGUGGUGGUACCCGCCGGAGGUCAGUUUGGUCUGCUGGCUGGUACAGCAGCAGCCAUCAAACACCUCAGCCCGCGUAUUCUUGUCAUAGGAGUGGAACCAGAGACCUUUCCACGUCUGCUACAGUCGCUGAAAUCAGACAGCCCGAUCAAAGACCUGUACAGCUCCACCAAUAAGAAGCUCUUUGGAGAUCUUGCAGAACAGUCACUGGGUACUCAGACCUUCCAGCUGGCAAAGAAACUAGUGGAUAAAGUCAUUUCUGUCAGUGAGGAGGACACUUUGGUGGCCAUGCUGCGGUUCCAGGAGUUUGAGCGCUCCACCGUGGACACAGAGGGCGCCAUGGGGUUGGCAGCCAUCUUGGCCGGCCAACUCCCAGAACUGAAGGGGAAAAAAGUGGCAGUAGUGGUGAGCAGUGCGAACAUGGAGCUGGAGGUGGUGAGACAGUGUGUGGAGCGAGCCCUGGUGCUGGAUGACCGGGUCAAUAAGUUCUCGGUGGAGUUGAGCGACUGGCCCGGCGACAUGGCCAAGCUGCUGGACUUCCUGUCCAGAGAGGAUGUCAGAUUGCUGGACGUCUGUCACCGGAGGCACAGUGACAAGUCAGAGCUCUUCAAAACCCAGGUGGAGUGUGUGGUGGAAACCAGGGACAAAGCCCAAAGCAUGCAGCUCCGUAAGACACUGUGUGAGCGCUAUCCGUCUCUAUGCUGGCUGGACCGGCGAUCCGGACAGGCACAAAUGAAUGCAAAAUGCCUGAAAAAAACAUAG